AUGGAUUCGAAGCUCACCAAAAUCGCUUGUCAGCAUCUCCAGAUCUUUGUGGACAUCUGUGACCAUACCCUCAAGCUGCGCUCAAAGUGGAGCAAGUUUGCUGCUUCCAUGAAGCAGAUGUUCCUCAAUGACGAUGGCGUGCAGGAGCUACUAGGUGCCAUGAAGAACCUGGUGGAAAAGGAGCAUGGGCUCGUGUCUGCACAGACUUGGAAAUCAAGCAACGAAGCCGCCGCCAACUCUAAGGACGGAUUGAAUUUGACCAGGAACAUGCAUACCAGCCUGGUUGACGAUAGGAAGCAGAAGCAGCAUGAGAGAGAUAUAAACAGUUGGAAACUCAUCAUUGUCAACGCACUGGACUUGGACCGUACCAUCAUCGAACCUGGUCGUGAACCAUGGGAUAAGAUGUGGAAACGACACAAAGGCAACAUCCUCGAGGGCACCGGUGAGUGGCUUUUCCAAGACUCUCGCUUUACUCGUUGGAUUUCGGGCUCUGAAGAUUCGAAACGUAUCCUGGCUCUGGGGGGCGAAGAAGGGGCUGGAAAGACACCCCUUGCAUCUAAUGUCGUCGUUCAUCUUCGCAAGAUGAAGGGGUCGGGAAAAAGAGUUGUCACUGCACAUAACUUUCUUGACAUUGAUACCAAAUCCACAACAGACGCCAACGAUGCCAACAUUAUCUCCAGAUACGUCAUGUGUCAACUCGCCUUAGCCGAAGAUCCCGUCAUGAAGAGCGUCGCAGGCAUUUGUGAGAAGUCCCAGUCCUUUAGCAGCGCGUUGGACAUGUGGACACAGCUUCUCCUCGAGAACGAAGACCUGCUAGCUAUGGAUGUGACAUUCUAUAUCGUACUCGAUGGGCUAGGUGCCAACGCUGAGGUACUGAUCAGCUUCUUACAACGAUUCUCCGACAAUCCGAUCAUUCAGAGAGCUCGGAUACUUCUGACAGGAAACAAAGAGCUCUUUGACGCCAUUAAUUUGGCCGGUGGUGUUAAGAUGGACAAGAUUGUUCUCGGCGAUGCAAACAGCAAGGACCUUGUCUUGUACAUCAACAGGCGGAUGGACAAUUCUCUCAUCACUACAGUCUUCUACGAGGGGAGAAACUACAAGAUCGAGCGAGUCCAUGACAAUAUCUCCAAAACGGACGAUGUCGAAGAGAUUGAUGCUCUACUGGAAUCAGCUGGCAAUGUACGGCCUGACCAGAUCGAGUCUGAUAUCGAGAAGCUAAACCAACAGCGCACGCCAAAGGAGAUCGCAGAGAUUAAUGAGAUGAUUCUUUGGGUCAACGAUGCACGAAUUUGGUUCUCACCAGCCCAGAUCGAAGCAGCACUCGCCCUCAAAGCUGGCCCCAAAGCAAGCACCUCGCUCAUGUCAAUCGAAGCCAAGAUUGCGUCAAAGUACACCAUCUUUACAACCGAUUCCGGUUUUGUGCAGUACAAACUUGGUGCUAUACAAGAAAGGAUUCCGCUCAAGAAACGAGAUGUCGAGGACAGUGAAAGUUCCAGUGGGUUCAAGGAUAUACAACCUGCCGAGGUUAAUAUCAUCAAGCACUACCUCACAACUAUCUGUCCAAGCGACCUAUACCAGAAGUUUGGAUUUGAUGAUUUCUUCGAUUUGAAGAUGGCUCGUAAAGGUAACUAUAUCUGUCAAGACCCAGACAACUCCCAAGCUUCUAUGGUAUUGCGCUGUAUAAGCUGCCUUACCGAUCAGCGCAACGAAAAGACCGAGCGUCUUUUGGACUAUGCCUGUGACAACCUCCACGUUCAUCUGAAGGAGACCGACCUAUCUCUGACAGACCGUUCUCUCAAGGCUCAAGUUGGCGAUACCUUGCUCAGACUCUUUACGGAGCAGUAUGCUCUCGACUUCUUGUUUGGCUUUCACUUGCUUCACGAGGAUGCCGAUGAAGUGCAAUUCUCCAAGGAUCAUCUUCCUGCGAGUUGGAAAACAUGGAUUUUAUCGGAUCAAGGAGUCAACUCACUUACUAAAUGGCUCAAGGACUCUGCUGUCAUCGAGAAUGUCAAGAGCACGGCAUUGGUAGCUUCGUUUAACGCACCUGAUGCCAAUCGCCACUUGGCUCUUUUCGGCUCGUCUGCAAAGUUAGCGGCUGAAGACUUGUUUACAAAGGACACAACUCAGCGGGAGGCUAUUCGGGCCUAUAUACUCCUUGAUACGAUUCUCAACAAGGACAAAUCCCCCACUGAUAAAAGUGAGCAAGUAAAUGAUGGCGAUCAAUCAACAGAGACAGCCCCAGGAGAUGACAAGGAGAAGAAGACAGAAGAUGGUGAAGACGUAGAUUCCGUUCAUAGCCCGGCAUCAGCAGAUAUCCACUGGCUGGAAGAUUGGGCACAAGAGAUGCUCAAAUUCCAGGAGAAAGGCUCAACAUGGGAGGCCCAAGCAUCACUACUUCUCUCUUAUGUGGCAGGUGAGAAGAUUCCCAAGUCACUUGCAGAAGAGAGAGCACGAAAGGCAUUGGAGAUGAAUCCAGAAAGUUGGGUCGCCUCCUACGCACUGCCCCGAGUCAUCGAAUCGAAGGAGGAGUCUCUCAGUCACUUUGAGACGGUGCUUGAUAAGCUCGUGAAGGACACGGAAUGGCAAAACGAGCGAGGCCACAAAGGAAUCUUACCACGAGUCAUCUACAGUCUUGGAGACAAGUACUGGGAAGAUGGGGAACGACAGGAGGAGGCUAUCGCGACAUACUCCAAGGUCUUUGACCUUGGUAGGUCCAUCCAUCUUUUCAGUAGCUUCUCGGAUGUUCUCCAAAAGUACUCGAUGGCUUGCUGCUGGGAACCCAUGAUCACUUUCUUUGAACGACUGCUCGACGAGCCUCAGGACGGCCCCAACGCAGCAGGAGAGUUCCUGAUGGAUAGACUUCUGGAACCCGGGGAGGCAUUCCUUUCGCUGCUCGUAAAGCUUUUUGAAACAUUCGCAAGAUAUGAUCUUCUGGAAACACUGUUUGUUCGGGCCAUUGCAAAGGCCACUUCCAGGGGUGACCAAGACGAUCUCUUCACAAUCCGAUACUACUACGGCAAGACUCUCUUUAGUAUCAAGGACCACGUAGAAGCUGAUAUUGCGGUAUGGGAGCUCUAUAAGAGCGAGGCUACGACUGAGCUUCACGAGCGGGCUGUUAACCUCAUCGAUACCUAUAUGGUGCCCGCAUGGCUAGAGCUUGCAACUGCCAAGGAUGUCGAUCCAACAAGGGCUUAA
Messenger RNA from Fusarium odoratissimum NRRL 54006, 3195 nucleotides. RefSeq lists its product as uncharacterized. Bases 1 to 3195 code for a protein of 1064 amino acids. The record is from RefSeq and is a predicted model, not a curated record. NCBI's taxonomy places the organism in Eukaryota, Fungi, Ascomycota, Sordariomycetes, Hypocreales, Nectriaceae. The transcript is spliced from 3 exons.